AUGGAUGCCUUGAGAUACUACGAUCAAUCUCACUGGGCCGAAAUGCCGCACUAUUUCAAAUACUCCUUGCUAGGUGCGGGGACAACAAUUGGAAUUGCCGACACUCCUGCCAUUCCCCUAGGCUCCUGGGUGCUUGUCACCGGCAUCAAUGGUCUGGUGGGAUCCCACGUCGCCGAUCAAUUACUCGCCCACGGUUACCGAGUGCGGGGAACCGUGCGGGAUAGCCAGAGGUGCCAAUGGGUCCGGACGCUUUUCCAUCGCAAAUACGGGGACGAGGCAUUCCAGUUGGUCCAGAUCGAGGAUCAACUCCGCCCGGGUGUCUCAGGCAUCGCGCACGUCGCCACUAUUCUCGAGGACCCUGAAGAUCCAAAUGAGCUCUUUGCUGCCAUAAACAAAUCGGACUGCAAUAUCCUUGCGUCCGCCGCAGCUGAAUCCAACGUGAAACGCUUCGUCUACACCUCCUCCGCCCAGGCGGCAACUUCGAUUUCUUUCGAUGAGCCGGUGGAUAAACCAGUAACAUCCGAAUCGUGGAACGAGUUCUCAAUUCAAAGAGCGCAGACGAGGUCGCUUUCUGACCCGAAGAGAUAUUUCCAUGUCUAUAGCGCCAGCAAGGUCUUCGGUGAGCGGGGGGUCUGGGACUGGGUGGAACGGCACAAGCCCGGAUUCGUGACCAACACAGUUUUACCAUCCGUAAGCUUUGGUGCCUCGCUGGACCCGGAACACCAGGGCCACCCGUCUACAUCUAUCUGGCCAGCAGCAAUCUUUAAGAAUGAACCGGAGUCGGUCCACUCGUAUAUAAACUCCACCACCCCUAUCGGGGGCUACUGCGUUGGGCUUGAAGAUGUCGGGCUCCUCCAUGUAGCAAGCUUGUCCAACCCUACGGUUCAUAAUGAGCGUCUUUUCGUAUUUGGCAUCCCUUUUCUCUGGCCUGACUUUAUGGCUGCUCUCCGGAAAUUGUUUCCCGGUCGCGACUUUCCCGAUGGGUUCUAUGGUGAGUCCAAGGAAGUCACCUUGUUGGAUGUUGAAUCCAAUAGACGAUGCGAAGAGCUGUUGAAGGAGAUGGGAAAGUCGGGAUGGAGUUCUUUGGAGGAAAUGUUGAUGGCUAAUGUGUCUGGUUUGGUAUGA
This is a messenger RNA of Aspergillus sclerotioniger CBS 115572, 1125 nucleotides long. Its product is annotated as NAD(P)-binding protein. The record is from RefSeq and is a predicted model, not a curated record. Lineage: Eukaryota; Fungi; Ascomycota; Eurotiomycetes; Eurotiales; Aspergillaceae. The coding region runs from base 1 to 1125 and encodes 374 amino acids. Gene Ontology annotation, molecular function: oxidoreductase activity, acting on the CH-OH group of donors, NAD or NADP as acceptor. The transcript is spliced from 5 exons.